This is a messenger RNA of Aspergillus welwitschiae, 2038 nucleotides long. Its product is annotated as isoprenoid synthase domain-containing protein. The transcript is spliced from 3 exons. Lineage: Eukaryota; Fungi; Ascomycota; Eurotiomycetes; Eurotiales; Aspergillaceae. The record is from RefSeq and is a predicted model, not a curated record. Gene Ontology annotation, biological process: isoprenoid biosynthetic process. Bases 14 to 2038 code for a protein of 674 amino acids. Gene Ontology annotation, molecular function: prenyltransferase activity.
CCUGUCAUUCAUCAUGGAGUGCUCAGCAGCCUGGAUCAACUCAACCACAGUCGACGAAAUCUCUGUCCGCAAGUCCGGCGCGUUCACAACCUUGCCAGUGCGUAUCAGCAAGUACAAUGAAAUUGCCAUCACUACCGCGCAAAAGCUUGCUUGUAUCUGGGAUACCAUGCGCUGUGGCAGUGUAUCUUCUCGCCCCGUCAAUUUUGGAAGGAAUCUGCUUCCCUUGGUUGUUCCUGAGGCCUUGCCGGAGAGAAUGGCAACGGCCGUAAAACUGAUCGAAUUGGGCCAUUUGUGUGAUGCUAAUAGUGUAGUCUUUUCCGAUCAGCUAGAUUCACAGAGCAGAGCGGAAGUCUACAGUAUGCUGACCCGAUGUCUGGAUCGGUGCUCUGUAGCUUCGUCUUGCUCUUGUCCUAGUACAUGCAACAAAGAGUUUGGCGACAGACAGGCUCAGCUGCGGACACUGAUCUAUGAAGUGGCCACUGAAGCUAUUCAGUUCGAUCGUGAACAGGGUAUGCUUAUCCUUGAGCUCCUUGGGAAAGCUGUCGCACCGGAGCCAAUGUCCUUUGGAUGCAGGAAGAGUUCUGCGUUUAGGACUUUCUGGCCUAUCCUCGAGUUUGCUAUUGGUAUGAAGCUAAGCGAAAUGGACCGGAUACUCCUCCGAGACAUCAAGAACGUGGUUGAUGAAUGCCACAUGCUGAACGAUGAGUAUUGGGGUGCAAACGCGACUAGCUCAGGAGUAUACCAAACAGACUUUGGCAGAAUGCCAAGUCUUUCUUUCGAAGGAGGAAAGGAAAGUCUGAAAAGCCGGAUCAUCGACCUCGAAUAUCGCUACCGGGCUCUUCAGGCAGAAGUUUGCGGGAAAUACCCUGUUGAGUCCAUGCGGCUGCGCCGCUGGAUCGAAGCCGCUGGAGUUGCAAUGGCAGGCUACAAUUACUGGCGUGCUUUAUCUGCAAAUGGACCUUGCAACAGCUUGUCUACAAGCGCGUGCUCCUGCUCUCCAUCCGAGUGGACACGGGUUACCACUCCGGCCUCCACCAUCUCCUUCUCAUCCACUCACACAUAUUCCGGAACCUACGAUCGAGGCGAAUCCACAACGCUUACCGCCGUCACCAACUACAUCAAUUCCAUGCCACCGUCUUCCUCGGUCCAGACACUCAACAUGACCCCCUCCGCAUUGAAUCAAUGGACACGCGCUCCAGCUCCAGCCGUCCAGUGCAUCUCGUCUCUUAUAACAUCUCUAUAUAACGCGACCACAACCCUGACCGAUAUCACCGCGGACAACACCCAGCGUUACAACCAGCCCACUGCACACGCCGUCUUCGGUACCAUGCAGGCUAGCAACAGCGCCUACUACACCUUUAUCCAGUCGGUUUCGGAGGCACGCGCCCUGGCAAACCCUGCCCUUGCAACCGAUAUCCUCCUUGGUGGCUUCAACCGUCUGUAUGCCGGUCACAGCCGUGAGCUGACCUGGAAGUACAACGCAUGUAUCCCAUCGGAGGCUGAAUAUCUUUCCGUUGUCGAUGACACCACGGGAUCACUAUACACACUUCUUGUCAAACUCCUUCAAGCUGAAAGCUGCUUGCCAUUCCACUGCAAGCCUGACCUCACUCCCCUGGCCACGCUGCUAGCCCGCUUUGUCCAUGUCAAAGAAGACUACCUCGCGUUCCAUAACCGGGAGAGCAAGAUGAGUGGAUUCAGUGAUGCACGCGUCCUCUCGUACCCGGUUAUUCGACUGGCUAAUAUCAAACCGGACAGUCGGGCGCAGAUCUCUCGAUACCUCUUUGAACGCAAGGAUGCAAGCAAGAGUGGCUGCUCCUGUGCAGAGGAGAAGAAAGAUCCCUGCGGCAACUCCGUGAACUACAGCUGCCUGGUGCUUUUGCUACGCGAGUAUGGGGCACUGAGUGCGACACGCGAACUUCUCCGUGAUAUAGAAGACAAGAUCGAGAGGGAGGUGAUGCAGAUAGAGAAGUUGACGGGAGAAGUCAACCCUUUGAUACGGAAGCUUAUUGCAGGACUACGCGAAGGCUUGCUGCCAUAA